UCCUGCCCCAUCCCGGGUCUUUCCAGGUCUCCUCUCCCGGUGAACCGGAUGCGCCGUCAGUUUUCUCCUCAGCGUCCUCCGCUGGUUCCCCGCACCCCGGCGAGGUCGUAGGCAUCCACGGGGGCACGGGCAGGGGGCUCCCGGAGGCUGGCCUGGCAGGUAGAGCGCCGGUAGGAGCUGGGCGCGCACGGUUACCGCGCGUGGAGGAGACACAGCCCCGCGGCGAUGGGUGCCAGGGGCGCUCCUUCACGCCGGAGGCAGGCGGGGCGGCGGCCGCGGUAUCUCCCCACCGGGAGCUUUCCCUUCCUCCUCCUGCUGCUGCUCCUGUGCAUCCAGCUCGGCGGAGGACAGAAGAAAAAGGAGAAUCUUUUAGCCGAGAAAGUAGAACAGCUGAUGGAAUGGAGUUCCAGGCGCUCAGUCUUCCGAAUGAAUGGUGACAAAUUCCGAAAAUUUAUAAAGGCACCACCUCGAAACUAUUCAAUGAUUGUUAUGUUCACUGCUCUUCAACCCCAGCGCCAGUGUUCUGUGUGCAGACUAGCUAAUGAAGAAUAUCAAAUACUGGCUAACUCCUGGCGCUAUUCAUCUGCCUUUUGUAACAAACUCUUCUUCAGUAAAGUGGACUAUGAUGAGGGAACAGACAUUUUUCAACAGCUCAACAUUAACUCCGCUCCUACGUUCAUGCAUUUUCCUCCAAAAGGCAGACCCAAGAGAGCUGAUACUUUUGACCUUCAAAGAAUUGGAUUUGCAGCUGAACAACUAGCAAAGUGGAUUGCUGACAGAACGGAUGUUCAUAUUCGUGUCUUCAGGCCACCCAACUACUCUGGCACCAUUGCUUUGGCCUUGUUGGUGUCACUUGUGGGCGGUUUGCUCUAUUUAAGAAGGAACAACUUGGAGUUCAUCUAUAACAAGACUGGUUGGGCCAUGGUGUCUCUGUGUAUAGUCUUUGCUAUGACUUCUGGCCAGAUGUGGAAUCACAUCCGUGGACCACCAUAUGCUCAUAAAAACCCACACAAUGGACAAGUGAGCUACAUUCAUGGGAGCAGCCAGGUCCAAUUCGUGGCAGAGUCACACAUUAUUCUGGUACUAAAUGCAGCUAUCACCAUGGGGAUGGUUCUUCUAAAUGAAGCGGCAACAUCCAAGGGAGAUGUUGGAAAAAGACGGAUUAUUUGUCUCGUGGGAUUAGGACUGGUGGUCUUUUUCUUCAGCUUUUUACUUUCAAUAUUUCGUUCCAAGUACCACGGCUACCCUUACAGUGAUCUGGACUUUGAGUGAGAAGAUGAGAUUUGGACCAUGGCACUUUAAAACUGUAACCUCAGCUUUUUGAUUAAGUGAAGCCGAGUGGGAUUUGCAUAAAGUGACUGUUGACCAUGAAGACAGUGUCCCAGACAUACUAGUUCCAAUUCUCGAGUCCAUUUCCUUGCUGAUUGUGAUAAUCCAGCUGUUUCUUGUACAGUUUUUUUUUUUAAUGUGAGUUUUCCUAGUAAACUUAAUUUAUAGAGAUGGAUGGUUAAAUUUAACAUGGAAAGAACAAGGCAACAGUGAAGAGUUUUUCCAGCAAAUUAUAGUCUGUGUAUGCUAUAGAUCGAAAUAAACAACAAUGUAAUUAUGAAUUCAUGCUUUUAAGCUGUUCACUCAUUAGUAAAGAAAACUAUAAUGUUAGUAAAGGAGAAACUAUGAAAUGUAUCCUCAACAGUUCUUGGGAUUGUACAGAUAGGUGUAUGCAUGAAAAUAUGUCAUGUACUGAAAACUUAUACUUUCCUCAGUCUCAGUAUAAAGGAUGUGUAUGGUUACAAAUA
Molecule: messenger RNA, 1796 nt
Organism: Odocoileus virginianus texanus
Lineage: Eukaryota; Metazoa; Chordata; Mammalia; Artiodactyla; Cervidae
Gene: TUSC3
Product: tumor suppressor candidate 3
Cellular component (GO): oligosaccharyltransferase complex
Source: RefSeq, a predicted model, not a curated record